CUUUAUCUUCUACCACCCAUUUCAUAUCUCCAACAAAAAGUGAAAAACAAAAACAAGAAAAAAAGAUCAGAGCACAAAAAUGGUGAGAGCUGUGACGAGAUUGUGCUCUUACACUAGCAGAUUGAUAGCCAUUUUCUUCUGGGCAUGGCUGCCGCAAGCUCUGAAGAUCACCAUUCUGGCAUUGAUCUUCGCUCUGAACCGUGGCGGGCAAGCCUACGCGAGGUAUCAGUACAGGGCGAUGGUGAAGAAGCAGGGAAGGAAGUUUGUUUACAGACGGAAGAGUUUCUUUUCGAGACCGUCGGCGGCGGCGGUGGCGGCGGAGCAGCCGCCGCUGGAGUGUGCGAUCUGUUUGUCGGAGUUUGUGGCGGGGGAGGUGGGGAGGGAGCUGGAGAGGUGCCGGCACGUGUUCCACGCAAGCUGCGUGGAGAAAUGGCUGCUUCAUGGGGAAGGGCACGGGAGCUGUCCGCUUUGCCGGAGUCCGGUGGUGCUGCCGGAGGUCGACGUCGGAGAGACUUGGAAAUACGAGAGGGAAGAACGGCUGUGCUUCGAGGAAGACCUGGCUCUUCUCUUGCUCCCUGGACUGCCCAACUUAUGUGCUGUCCAAUGUUAGAACCUUAAUUUUAGUUGAGACAAAACACUUUCUUUGAUCUAUUUUAAAAGUAACUGAUGUUGAAAGUAAAAACAAUUUUGUAAAUGAAGACAUUUUUAUAUAUAUUCAUUUA
Ipomoea nil (Japanese morning glory) is the source of this 722-nucleotide messenger RNA. RefSeq names its product RING-H2 finger protein ATL43-like. The coding region runs from base 80 to 610 and encodes 176 amino acids. Lineage: Eukaryota; Viridiplantae; Streptophyta; Magnoliopsida; Solanales; Convolvulaceae. The record is from RefSeq and is a predicted model, not a curated record. The transcript is spliced from 2 exons.